AAUACCAAAAUCACCCCCAAACAAAUACAGAAAUUUCAAUUAGACCCCUCCGAUAGAUUCAUUCACAAAAAUCCCUCAACCAUGGCCUUGCCAACACCAAAGAUAGAAAUCUUCUGCAAACCCAUAUCCGCUCUUUUUACAAACUCUCUGCAAUUUCCAGCUCAAGAUAUUUCAGUUAUGGCGGGCUAGUUCACAGUGAAGGUAAUUUCGCGCCUUUUCUUUUUGAGGAUUUUUUUUUUUACUGGGUUCAUGGAAUGUUCUUAGGGGUUGUAGAAAUAUGGCGUCUUUUCCUAUUUCUUGGAGUGAUGGGCUCUUGAUUGCACAAAAAAGAUUGAAUCUUUCUGUCGGAAAAUCCCAAACACUGUCCGAGAAUCGAUUUACCUUUCUUUCUAGUCCUUCUUUACUGAGUUAUUCCUCUUAUAAACCCCACAGUAGGCUGUUGUGUAGCAACAAGAUUAAGCUAGUGGUCAAUGAUAAGAUAAUUGUCGACACUCAGUUGGUGGUUAAAGGGGGAAAUAAUAAUAAUAAUAAUAAUAAUAGUAGUAGUGGUGGUGGUAAUAGUAAUGAAUUAAGGAGGAAAUUUUCGCUGAGAUUGCGCCCUAGGUUACGAUUAUUAUCGAGGAGAUUGAAAAGGGGUUCGAUCAAGUCGGUGCUCGAUGGGUUCGCAACUUUUUUGCGGAAGAAUAUAAAAAAAGUGACGUUUUCCACUUCGGUCUCGGUUGUGUUGGGCCUUUGCUUCUUGUUUCUCAAAGUAACCGCAAUGCCUACUCCGAAAUCGGUGCCGUAUUCUGAUUUGAUAAGCAGCCUUCAAAGUGGAGGUGUGGCUAAGGUUCUGUUCGAAGAGGGCACUCGUCGGAUAUACUACAAUACGAAUUUAUGGAGCGAGAAAGAUUCCGAGAAUGCGGUAGAUUCUGGGAAUAAUGUAGAUGGAAAAGAUACGUCGGUUAAGAAAAAAAGUCGAAAUUCGCCACCCGCUUGGGAAUUUUUGACGAGAAAGAUUGACCAUGACGAGAGUUACCUUCUGAGUCUUAUGAGGGAGAGGGGAACUUCGUACGGCUCCUCGCCUCAGUCGGCUUUGAUGUCGAUGAGGAGCAUGUUGAUCACCGUGUUGACUUUAUGGAUUCCUUUGACUCCGCUGAUGUGGAUUCUUUACCGGCAACUUUCUGCCGCCAAUAGUCCGGCCAAGAAGAGGCGGCCCGGGAACUUAUUGGUGUCUUUUGAAGAUGUUGAGGGUGUCGAUUCUGCCAAAGUGGAGCUUAUGGAGAUAGUAUGUUGUCUCCAAGGAGCUAUUAACUACAGCAAGCUAGGUGCCAAAUUACCACGAGGGGUACUGCUCGUGGGCCCCCCAGGUACAGGAAAGACGUUACUAGCACGAGCUGUCGCAGGAGAAGCCGGGGUGCCCUUUUUCUCGGUUUCCGCUAGUGAAUUUGUCGAGUUAUUUGUCGGCAGAGGGGCGGCCCGCAUAAGGGAUCUUUUCAGCGUCGCAAGAAAGAGUGCGCCUUCGAUUAUUUUCAUCGACGAACUCGACGCUGUCGGUGGUAAACGUGGUAGAAGUUUCAAUGACGAAAGAGACCAAACAUUGAACCAGUUGCUGACGGAAAUGGACGGAUUUGAGUCGGAUAUAAACGUAGUUGUUAUAGCUGCAACGAAUAGACCAGAGGCUUUGGACCCGGCUCUGUGUAGGCCUGGUCGAUUCUCGAGAAAGGUGUAUGUAGGAGAACCAGACGAAGAAGGAAGGAAAAAGAUUUUAGCCAUACAUUUAAAAGGGGUUCCUCUCGAAGAAGAUGUAACCCUAAUUUGCAAUUUGGUUUCGUCUGUUACUCAAGGCUUUGUCGGCGCCGAUCUUGCAAACAUUGUUAACGAAUCUGCCCUUCUUGCUGCUCGCAGAGGGGCUGAAAAAGUAUCGAGGGAAGAUAUAAUGGAAGCUAUAGAAAGAGCGAAAUUCGGAAUAAACGAGAGGCAAACGAGCGCUACUACAAUAAGCAAGGAACUGGUUAAGUUGUUUCCUUGGAUGCCUUCUCUUACGAAUAGAAACAAUUCGAGAAAAGAUCCACAACCUCCACUCGGCUAUCAAACUUUAAGCUAAUAAGUGUACGUUUUCGUUUUUUUUUCUUAAUAUAUUCGAACUCGUACAUUUUGGCUAUCAUUAUCCGAGUGUCUUUCUGCGUUUUUUGAUGAUUAUAUUCCGUGUUUGAAAUUCUUGAUUGAUUAGUUUUUUUCGAAUUACUGGCUAUAACACGUUAUACAUGUAAGUUAUUUUAGUCUUCA
Molecule: messenger RNA, 2268 nt
Organism: Erythranthe guttata (spotted monkey flower)
Lineage: Eukaryota; Viridiplantae; Streptophyta; Magnoliopsida; Lamiales; Phrymaceae
Product: cell division protein ftsH
Biological process (GO): proteolysis
Cellular component (GO): chloroplast thylakoid membrane
Molecular function (GO): ATP hydrolysis activity; ATP binding; zinc ion binding
Source: RefSeq, a predicted model, not a curated record